Chelmon rostratus (copperband butterflyfish) is the source of this 3099-nucleotide messenger RNA. RefSeq lists its product as uncharacterized. The record is from RefSeq and is a predicted model, not a curated record. NCBI's taxonomy places the organism in Eukaryota, Metazoa, Chordata, Actinopteri, Chaetodontiformes, Chaetodontidae. The transcript is spliced from 4 exons.
AUGGCUACCGCUAUCAACCCCAGUGAAGCUGCCUUAAGCUCCACCGACGAGUGUAUCCACUGCGCUGCCUUUCCACGUAAGCUGCUUCGCCGCCGACUAGCCCGCCAGGCUAGUCUGUCCGGGGGAGACCCGCUGAUGUGUGAGACAGCUGUGCCGCAGGUAGACACGGACAUGAGAUGGACGAGGGUUGCGAAAGCCUCGCCUCGGGCAAUCCUGGGUGGAGAUGCGGAGGGUGACGGAGAUGAGUCGGCCGACUCAGAGCUCCUGUUGUCCGACGACGAAGAGGAGGACUCCAUCCUCCUUGCUAGCGACUGCGGGGCUGCAAAGCCCCCCGUCGCGGAGGGAAGCGUCCAGCUCCCACCGUCGUCUCCCACCGACCUUGACAUGCAGGACAUGGUUAAGCACGCGGCUAAUAGGCUCAGCAUCCCAUGGCCCAUCGCCCAAGCGGAGGUGGUGAAAUCACGAUUUGACGGCAAAAAACUGCCCAAAGCAAAGAAGACGGGAAAGCAAAUGUUGCCAAUUUUCCCAGAGCUUCUGGACGAGAUAGCCGUGACCUGGAAGGAGAGACCAUACAGCGAGAGACACCCGAUUGCGGGUAGCUCUCUGUUGGAUUGUGAGGGAAUGGAGACCCAUGGUGUCCGCCAAAUGCCACCCAUAGAGCCGCUGGUUGCGACCCACCUCCACCCAAAGGCCUCCAUGUCUUCUUCGGCCCCCUCUCUUCCUUCCAAGAUGGACUGCUUCCAGUCUAGCCUCACCGAUAAGGGCUACAAGGCGGCGGCUCAGUCAGUGAGAGCCCUAAAUGCCUCCUCCAUGCUAAUGGCUUUUCAAGCUGAGCUGGAAGAGGACAUGACGGCCAAACCAGAUUCCACCUUGUGGGAAGAAAUCUGCGUUAUAACGGACCGCGUCCUUCGUCUCCACAAAGUGGCCAUACAAGCUACAGGGAGAGCCAUGGGUCUCAUGGUUCUCCAGGAGAGGGCACGCUGGCUCGGGCUCAUGAAUUUGACGACCAAGGAGAAGGAGGAGCUCCUCGACACUCCGGUCGUCCCUCAGGGUGCAGCCGUCACCUCCAUGCAGAAGAGAUGUGAGGAGAAAAAGAGGGAGGAUGAGGCGCUGAGACUUUGCCUGCCACGGAGGGCUCAACGAGCCACAGCCAGUGGGGUCCAACAGCCCCACGGCCGUGACAACACAGACGGUCCAUGCGCCUCCAUGCCGCCGGUUGAAGGCUUCGGAGCGCACGGACGGGAGAGCUGGGCUGCCUGCACUCAGUCAGCAUGGGUGUUGAGAACGAUAGAGAAGGGCUACAGGCUUCAGUUCAAUAUCGCUCCACCACAGUUCAAAGAGGUGUGUUACUCUCAUGCUCAGGGCGAGUCUGCCAAUAUUCUCUGGGAAGAAAUUUCAAAUCUGAGAGAGAAAAGAGCCAUCAGAGUUGUCCCUCCAGGCGAAGCUCAGAGCGGCUUCUAAUCGAGGUAUUUCCUAGUCCCAAAGAAAGGGCGGAGAUGGAUGAGAGCCAUUUUGGACCUCCGUGCCCUGAAUUGUUAUCUAAGGAAAUACAAAUUCAGGAUGUUGACACAUACUUCUCUGCUGCGUUUCGUGCGCGCAGGCGACUGGUUCACGUCAGUCGACGUGAGGGAUGCUUAUUUCCACAUUCCCAUAUAUCCCCCACACAGAAAAUAUCUGCGUUUUGCUUUCCAGGGGACAGCCUACGAGUUUAUGGUUCUGCCAUUCGGUCUGUCACUGAGCCCAAGGGUGUUUGUAAAAUGCACCGAGGCGGCAGUAGCCCCACUCAGAGAAAGGGGGAUUCGGGUGGCCACAUACAUAGACGAUUGGCUAGUGGCAGCUCCCACUCGCCAGGAGGUGGCGUGUCACACAGGUGCUCUCACGCAGUACCUGGUGGGUCUGGGCUUUCAGAUAAAUGCAGAAAAGAGCAUGAUGACGCCCAUGCAACACAUCACCUUCAUAGGGCUCACCCUGGACUCUCUCCAGGCCAAGGUAGUUAUAUCUCCGGAAAGAGUGGAGACUAUGCAGACAACCCUGUCAAUGUUUUGAAGGGGCAACAUGGUUACACUCAAACAAUGCCAGAGGCUGCUGGGCAUGAUGGCCUCCUCUGUGGUGGCCAUACCACUGGGGCGCCUGUAUAUGAGAGGCUUUCAACGCUGGGUAGCCUCUCGAGGUCUGGACCCUCAUCGCGAUGGCCGCCGUCUAGUAAGGGUUUCCCCAGACUGCUCGCUAGCCCUGCGUCAGUGGAGAAGUCCGGGCUUUCUGACUCAGGGGGUGACUAUAGGGCCCGUCCUAGCCAGGAAGGUGAUCACCACAGAUGCUUCUCUGAUUGGCUGGGGUGCCACCCACGAGGGCAGAACAGUGAACGGGAGGUGGAACCCUCACAUGCGUUCUACCCACAUAAAUUGUCUGGAGCUGCUAGCUGUUCACCUAGCCCUAAGGCAUUUCCUCCCGUGGCUGAGUGGUCACCAUGUUCUGGUAAGGAUGGACAAUUCCAUCGUAGUGGCUUAUAUCAACAGACAGGGGGGGCUGAGGUCCCCCCAGUUACACACGUUGGCACACAGACUGAUAGUUUGGAGCAGUGUGCACCGACAGUCACUCAGAGCGACUCAUGUACCAGGAGUUCUGAAUUAUGGGGCGGAUCUGUUAUCCAGGUGCGACCCACUCUAUGCAGACUGGAAACUUCACCCCGAAGUGGUGAAGCAGAUCUGGUCACGGUUCGGGCGGGCAACCGUGGACGUUUAUGCAUCAGCAGAGAACACACAGUGCCCCCUGUUCUUCUCUCUGCACAACCAGGGAGCCCCUCUGGGGAUAGAUGCCCUGUCACAGGAGUGGCCGAGAACCCUCCUGUAUGCUUUUCCCCCGGUGGCUCUCAUUUCCCCAACUCUGGCCAGAGUGAGGGAGAGGGGUCUGUCCAUGAUCCUGGUAGCCCCGCGUUGGCCAGGGAAGCACUGGCUGGCAGAGAUUUUUCAGCUCCUGUCCGUCCCUCCGUGGCCGCUGCCACUUCGCAGGGACCUGUUGUCUCAGGGGCAGGGGGAGAUAUUCCAUCCCCACCCAGAGAGGCUAGCGCUAUGGGCUUGGCCCGUGAGUGGUUCAACCUGA